This is a messenger RNA of Paramisgurnus dabryanus, 4886 nucleotides long. RefSeq names its product ankyrin repeat domain 49 (gene ankrd49). Gene Ontology annotation, molecular function: protein binding. The record is from RefSeq and is a predicted model, not a curated record. NCBI's taxonomy places the organism in Eukaryota, Metazoa, Chordata, Actinopteri, Cypriniformes, Cobitidae.
UAGGAAAUGUAGUUUUGUAUGCAGGAACUGUAAUUCAAGUGGAGAGUCAACGAACUACAUUUCCCAGGUAUCUGAGCGCCGAAGCAAAGCCGCCUCAGCCAGGGCAAGCAAAGCCGUGUUAAGUUGUAUGAAAUAAACUCAGUGAUGGAGUUUCCAGAGGGCUUUAAUCAACUUGACCUGCUUGAGUCUCAUGGCCACAUGAUCCCCAAAGGGUCAAAGAGUGAAUGGGAAGAAAAUGAAGAUGAGGAGGAUGAUGAUGAAAGUCAAACUGAGGAGUGGCAUCAGCAACACGAGCUUAGAUUACAAGACACCCCCACUGAACUGAUGUUAUGGGCUGCUGAGAGGAAUAGAUUGGCCACAGUAGAACGUCUCCUCGCAUCGAACAGCACCCUUGCUAGUUGUUAUGAUAGUGAUGGUUACACCCCUCUACACCGCGCUGCCUACGGUGGCCAUUUCACAGUGGUCUUAGCUCUUUUGGACGCUGGAGCAGAUCUUCAUAUGAGAACAGCAGAUGGUUGGACGCCACUUCAUAGCGCCUGUUGCUGGGGUCACACCUCUGUGGCUUCCUAUCUUUUAAGGCAGGGAGCAGAGGUCAAUGCUAUGACAAAGGGCAAACUCACACCAUUGCAGUUAGCUGCAGGAAAUGCUGAAGCGGGUCAAACUAUUGAACUAUUGUUGUCACAGCGCACCCUGCAGAUUGGUGUAAAAAACAGCGCAGGAGAGAUAGCUUAUGACAUCGCAUACCGCACAGGUCCCCAUCACAGACUGUUUGAGAUGGCAGAGUCAUGUAAUAACAUCCACUGACCCACAUUUGCUUAGCAAUCAGCUUCUGAAAUUAAGCUUAGAAGCGUUAUAAAUAAAUGUUGAUGUGUUCAAGUUCAUUACUAGAUAUUAGAUCACCAUGUAAAUUUAGUAACAUAUGUCAACAACAUGUAAUUAUUUUCCUUGUAAUUAUACAUACUUUAUAUGCUGAAUUCCUGAUAUAAAUCAUACAUAUCUAAAGUAGGGAUUAUGAAUACAGGAUUAUGAUAUUAUUAUGUUUUGAAAUAACACCAUGUAUUUAAAGGUACAAUUUGUAAGAUAUUUGCAGUGAAAUAUCAAAAAAGCAUUAGGCCAGUGCUAUAUAUUUUAUCCAGCUAAUUUCUAACAAUAUCUCUAAUGUUUCAACUACUGGUAAAUUAUGCAAAAAUUGUCAAUGACAUUAAUAUCCAUGUUACCACAGAAAUCAUAUGUAGGUAGACGCCCUAUCUACCACUUCUGCCUAAUGGCUCCACUAUAUCUCAGUGAAUGCAAACUGAUUUUAAUGCGUGUUUUUUGCUGUAAAGGUCAUUCAGGUGGCUAUGAUACAGGACACAUGGUUUGGUGUAUUUUAACCCCUUAUGUGGCGCAAAUCCCCUUUGAAUGGGGGGUGACAGUGUGAUUUACAACUUAAAACAAGACCAAGAUUAGGCAUUCAAAAGAAGACACUAGAUCAGGGGUGUCAAACAUGCGGCCCGCGGGCCGGAUACGGCCCGCAAAGGUGUCCAAUCCGGCCCGCGUGAUGAUUUACGCAGUAUUAUUAAAUAUUAAAUACAUAUUUUAAAAACCCUUUUAGGCGGGUGUCUUUUUCGUUUUUAAUAUGAGAGACUUGCGGAAAGCAGCAAAACGCGGAACAUAGAAUAAACAUGGUGCUUAAAAAUCUUGCCGUUUUAUUGUUACCGCUCCGCUAAAGAUCCACCGUUUCUGGUAAUCCACUUCGUGUUUUCCCGCCCGCUCCUCAGCAUCUCUGUGUCCACUCUCUGCCUGGAGAGCGAAGACGACAGUUUCCGAAGUUCGUUGCAUUAACAGGUAGAUUCAUUACAUUAUAUCAGUUGUUAAACCGCAGAAUUAGUAAUUUGUAAGUAUGUUUAUGUAUUUCUUCUGGUAAUGAUUUGCUGUCAGUGUUCUAAAAGUGCUAACAACUUAUCAAGCUAACAAAAACAAAAUAUCCACAUUCUUAUUAACGUUACAAUGCUUGUCUAAUCGAUUUAAUGUUCCCGAUCAGAUCUAAGUUAAUAUAAACACUAAAUUAGCUGUUGUUGGCACACUUUGUAGACAAAAAAUACAAAAAACACCAAUGCCUUCACAAAAUAACGACAGGGAACGGAAAGAGAGGCUUUUAGCAGCAGUUCAACAUUGCAAACAUGGAUUCAAAGCUCCAUCAAGCCAGCAGGUAAAUCAUAUUGAAUAUUUAGCAGAUUGUCACACUUUAAUUCUUAUUAUAUGUCCCAUUAUAAUCACUUGUCUAAGUUGAUGCUAGUUAUAUAACACAUCAUAUUUAUAAUACUUUAUUAAAACCAUAAUGAUAGUACCACCACCCAUAGUGCCAUUUUUGGUUUGGGCCACUGCCCCAUCUAGCACUUUCUAAAUGACUGUUUUUAUUACAAAUAUAUUCCAAAGAAAAGUGAAUGGUUUAUAAAUAAUUUUGGCAUUAAGGCAAAAGAAGUUAAAUUAAAGCUUUUCAACCUAUAAGGCCAGUGGGUUUUGUUCAGAUGUAAAUUUGUGUGUAUAAUAUACAGUAUGAGUGUGACCUUAUGAAAUGUAGUUUUCACAGAGCUGUGUGUUUCUCUGGUUUUCUUGCUAAACAAACUAAUUAAUUGGUUUGUUUAGUUAAUUUUAACACAAUUUUCAGCACACUAAGGUUUAAAAAAAUUAUCCGGCCCGCACUUCAUGGCGUUAUUUACCAUCCGGCCCUCAGCCUAAAAUGAGUUUGACACCCCUGCACUAGAUGUCAACGGUUUGCUGCAUAUUCUUGUCACAAACUAAUAAAUUACUGUCACUGCAUUAUUAUUAAUGCAAAAAGGUUUUGACACAUGAAAUGCUUUCCUAUGGGUGCAUACUUGUCACAAACUAAUAAAUUACUGUCGCUGCAUUAUUAUUAAUGCAAAAAGGUUUUGACACAUGAACACUACAUUCUUAGAGCUUUCCAACAAUAUAUAGUUUGUUGUCAACAUUUUUUGAAGAUUUAUAAUAUGAUAUAGUUUUAUAAAUAAAAAUAAUAAUUAAAAUGCAUUCCUAUGGGUGGGUGCAUGUAAAAAAUAACUGUCACUAUGUUAUUUCUAUCACCAUAUGACCUUGACACAUGAAAACUACAUUCUGAGAGCUUUCCCGUGAUAUAGUGUUAUAAAAAUGCAAAAACAAAUUUGGCAUACCUGUGGGCCCGUGACCUUUUAGAAACUGGCUCUUACUAUGUCAUAAUUUUCUCCAAAUGGUAAUGAAAUAUGAAAAUUACACUCUUUGAACUUUUCAAUAAUAUAUAGUUUGUCAAGAUUUAGGUUGAUAAUAGUGGAACAUUCUAAAAAUUUAAGCAUAAAAAUUUAUCUUAUUCCGUAUCAAUAUAAGUCUGAUGUUACCAAAAAUGGCCAGAUCGAAUAUUGUAGAAGUCAGGGCGUACAAUCCGAUCUGAUAACAACACGGACCUUAACUGUCAUGGCAACCUGGUGUAAAGCUGACUGGCUGAGCAACAUGAAUUUGCAAAAAGUUGCACUUUAAAUUGUGCAAAGUUGCACCUUAAAUUUCAUUUAGAAUUUUUGUGCUGACUAAUUAAAAAUGUAGCUACUAGUCUGUUAAACAUUUAAAUAAAAAUGAAGCAGCAGUAUUGCACAAUGUUUCAAUAGGGCUUUUCACACUGCGCUUAACCCUGGGUUAUCUUCGUUGUAAACCCUGCUUUUAACCCUGGGUUAAGGAUCGUUUCACACUUGUAAUUUAGAAGCAGGGUUAUCCCUGAAAUUGCUUGAAAGCAGGUUUAGCACCGCUUUUGUGGGGUUAACCCCGCAUUGUGGUGCCAAACGCAUGCAGGGUUAGAAUGUUAUGACCCUAAUUAAACACAGCUGAAGUAGCUAAUCAAGGUGUUCAGGGUUGCUUGAUAAUUACAGACAGGUGUGUUGGAGCUGGGUUGGAGACUCCUGACCCAGGGUUUAGCAAUGCACAGUGUGAAACGUCAAAUUAUGAAUACCCAGGGUUAUCUCUUAACCCCUGGUUAAGUUUGAACAGUGUGAAACAUGAAAAAAAUAACCCAGGUUUCCGUUAACCCUGGUUUUAGAAUAACCCAGGAUUAACAAUUUCAGGUGUGAAAAGCCCUAUUGAGUCUUGAAUUUGCACAGUAAAACAUUUCUUUUGUAGCUCUGUUUAAGCAUGAUGCUUUUUGUAGGGCUAACAAAUGUGUUAUUUGCAGCCUAAUUGAUUAAAAGUCCGAUAGAGAUGGUAUUGGAUCGGUAUCAACAAAUACUCAAGGUUAUGGUAUCGACAUCAAUAUCACUAAAUAAGACAAAAAAAGGAAUCCGCACACUGAACUCACCAAAAAAAUAUAUUAAUUUAUUUAAUCACCAAAGUAACGUUUCGGGCUACCGCCCUUCUUCAGACUUCAACAAUAAAACACUUAAGCAAUUUUACAGCUUUAUUUUCAUGAAUCAGCUUUAUGGGAUAUCCUCUGUGCGUUUAGUCAGGAUGCUGGAACAGCCAUGGGUAUCGAAAUCACCCGAUUGGCUGUUCUCUGGUCGAUAUGUUGAUUGCUUUGCUUUCCCGUGGCAUCAUGGGAAAGCUGGGAUAGAUCAUUCCAUCCGAUGCUUGCUUCAGGUUUCGGACAGUACUUAAGUAUACGUACCUCCAAAUCUCACGAGAAAUAGUCCAAAAUCCUGGUAAUUCUCUCCUACCCUUUUAUGUAUUGUGAGGUUUCGAACAUACUACUCGUUCGACCUACUGCUUUUUACCUACUAUAUACACUGUAAAACCCGAUAAGUUAACUCAACUUGAACCGUUUGAGGAAACCGAUUGCCUUAAACCAGGGGUGUCAAACUCAAUUUCAUCCUGGGCCACAUCAGCAUUACGGUUGCUCUCAAAGGGCCGGUUGUAUUUGAAGGACUGUAUGA